GAUGCACAGGAGGAGGGGCGGGGGUGUCUGGCACGGAUGUGGGAAGCAGCCACUGCCCCUCUGUGCCCCUCGGCAGGGUGAGGCAGUGUCUCUGUGCUGCCGCUCGCCCCCUGCCAGGCCCGGCCUCCUGCCUUCCUGCUGGUCUCUGGCGAAGGGCUUUUGCUGCUGUCUGUCCAUGUGUGUGUGCCCGAGCCUUUCCCGCCUCCCCCGCCUUUCCCUCGGCUGCACAGGGGUCUCUAAGCCUCCGCGAGUUCCUAAAGGCGUGCGCCACGGGCAGCGGGGCCCCUGCCCGGAGGAGGGUGUCAUUGCUGGGCGGACUCGAACUCCUGAGGGUUUCUCUCCGAAAAGCUGAUUCCCACUCCAGGACGAAGCGGGAAAGAGAGGACUGGAGACGACGCUUCUCGGGGCAUGGGGGCCAGCGGGGGUGGCCGGCCCGAGCGGGGGCAGCGCCGAGCCUGCCGGGCAGUGCUUUUCUUCCUUCCUUCCUCCCGGAGAACAGGGCUCACUUAUUUCGGACCGAGUCCCUGAGCGGUGCUAACCGUUCACCCACACAUUUUUAUUUUUUUCCCCCUCCCUCUCUUUGCCUCGGUAAUGACGUCCACCAAGGGUGAAAUGAUGGAAAGUAUAUUCAUAGGCAUGAUUUCCAUUAAAUAUCAAUUAACCUGGAGCCUCAGCCAUGCGUGCACGGCGUCAAGGGUAAAUGUGCAUCUCAUUUCCCAGCGAUCGGCUCGCCUGGAAGGAAAUGACCCGGAGGGCCCGUUGGCAAGGGGGCCCGGCCGCUGCACACUGCCGCCCUACGGGCACCCCACUGCUCUCGCCUACACCCUGGAGUCCCUGCGAUGGGCAUCGGCUCCCUCUGAGGGGCUCUGCCCUUGCCGGCCGGCGAUGCAGGCCGCGCUCUGGGCAGUGAAGCCUGGGUGAGCCGGGCGGUGUCGCCCCGGGCAGCGCGCCCGCGGUUAUCGCGCGGGAUCUGCGCGGCCGCCUCGCCCCUGCACGGCGGGGGUUUCAGCAACUCCUGGCGAGCGCACACCGGAGGGGGGGAGCGGGGGUGCCGAGGACGGGGUGGAUCUGGGCAGGGCUGGGCCGGGUUUUUUUCUUGCCCGAGGAGCGGCACAUGUAAACUGAAGCCAAAAGUCCCCCCUGAGCUCAUGAGCGUGUGUGUGUGUGUGUGUGCGUGCGUGCGCGGGCUGCUGUGUGCCUAAUAGGAAAUAGUAAAAGCAGUGAGGCAGGUCAUUUUGGGAGCGAUUAUAAUCCAGUCCUGGUCACCACAUACACAGAGAGCAGGAGCGGGGAGCGCACGGGCCAGCGACGGCGGCGGCGGCAUGAGCGCGGCGUAGAAGCACCGGCGGCGGCGGCGACGGCGGCGGCGGCGGCGUGAGCAGCGCCCCGUGCCCCCGCCCGCCGCUGCCCCCUCCCCGAUGAGCUCCUACUUUGUCAACCCGCUGUACUCCAAGUACAAGGUGGCGGCGGCCGCGGCGGCGGCGGCGGGGGAGGCCAUCAAUUCCCCGUACUACGACUGUCACUUCGCACCCGAGGUGAGCGGCCGACACGCCGCCGCCGCCGCCGCCGCUGCCGCCGCCGCUCUGCUCUACGGGAACGGCGCGGCCGCCGCCGGCUUCCCGCACCCCGCGCCCGGCGGGGCGGGGGGCGGCGGCGGCGCGGCCGCGGACUUUUACCACCCGGCCGGGGGGAGCCCCACGGCCGCCUACCAGCCACCUCCUCCUCCCCCCGCCGCGCCUCCGCCUCCUGCCCCCUGCAGCGGGGUUACCUGUCACGGGGAGCCCGCUAAAUUUUACGGAUACGAUAACUUACAGAGACAGCAGAUUUUUACGACACAGCAAGAGGCCGAGCUGGUACAAUAUCCUGACUGUAAAUCGUCCAGUGCUAAUAUUGGCGAGGAACCAGACCACUUAAAUCAGAGCUCGUCUCCUGCUCAAAUGUUUCCCUGGAUGAGACCGCAAGCAGCGCCGGGUAGGAGGAGAGGAAGACAAACAUACAGCCGAUUCCAGACUCUAGAGCUGGAAAAGGAAUUCCUAUUUAACCCCUAUCUGACCAGGAAGAGAAGGAUCGAGGUGUCCCACGCACUAGGACUCACCGAGAGGCAGGUAAAAAUCUGGUUUCAGAACAGGAGGAUGAAAUGGAAAAAAGAGAACAACAAGGACAAAUUCCCCGCUUCCAGACAGGAGGGAAAGGAAGGGGAGGCCAAAAAGGAAGCACAUGAUCUGGAAGAAGACAGAGCUGAAGGCCAGACGAAUUAAUUUUUGCCCCAAAAGUCUUCGUGAAAGUCAAUCAAAAAUAACCAGGGCUAAAGCCCGAGAUCUUGGCUCAUCUACCCCUGUACGUGAUCUUGUCCUGGGACGAGUGACCCCAUGUCCCUCCGUUUGACAUUUCCCUGCUUCGGGCGCUUCACUUGUUUGUGCUUUUAUUUUGUUUAUAAGCGUAUCCAGAAUGAUCUCUAGAUUUAACAUUUCAUCUACUUAUUUUUUUCAAAUUUGAUACAGAGUUUGUAGCAAUAAAUUUCUAAUGAUAUAUAAAUAUAUAUAUAUUUGCAAUCUUAAAAGACGGUGAUUGUGGGAAACGACAUAAACUUCCUAAUAAUAGAUAUCAAUAAGCAAGACAUUUAACAACGCUUUAUUAAUCAAGACAAGUGCACUUGUACUAUUUUAAUUCUUGUUCUUAUCUUGUGGUGAAUAAAUUAAAUAAAUUUAAUAAUCUUGAAGAAAAUAUCUUAGAAAUAUAUUUAACCUUCUUUUAUAAUAUUUGAUUAAAAUA
Corvus hawaiiensis (hawaiian crow) is the source of this 2772-nucleotide messenger RNA. It is a transcript of the gene HOXD8, whose product is annotated as homeobox D8. Lineage: Eukaryota; Metazoa; Chordata; Aves; Passeriformes; Corvidae. Gene Ontology annotation, cellular component: nucleus. Gene Ontology annotation, molecular function: DNA-binding transcription factor activity, RNA polymerase II-specific; RNA polymerase II transcription regulatory region sequence-specific DNA binding. The record is from RefSeq and is a predicted model, not a curated record. Bases 1419 to 2258 code for a protein of 279 amino acids. Gene Ontology annotation, biological process: regulation of transcription by RNA polymerase II. The transcript has 3 exons.